AUGUCUGGACGAGGAAAAGGAAAGACCGGUAAGAAGGCCAUGAGCCGCUCCGCCAAGGCGGGCCUUCAAUUCCCGGUCGGUCGCGUCGCUCGCUACCUGAAGCAAGGCAAGUACGCCACGCGCGUGGGCGCCGGCGCGCCGGUGUACCUGGCGGCGGUCUUGGAGUACCUCGCCGCGGAAGUUCUCGAACUCGCCGGUAACGCGAGCCGUGACAACAAGAAGUCGCGCAUCGUCCCGCGCCACAUCCAGUUGGCGAUCCGCAACGACGAGGAACUGUCCAAGCUCCUCGGCACGGUGACCAUCGCGAGCGGCGGCGUCUUGCCGAACAUCCACUCCGUCUUGUUGCCGAAGAAGUCGAAGAAGUAA
Messenger RNA from Ostreococcus tauri, 366 nucleotides. Its product is annotated as Histone core. NCBI's taxonomy places the organism in Eukaryota, Viridiplantae, Chlorophyta, Mamiellophyceae, Mamiellales, Bathycoccaceae. Gene Ontology annotation, cellular component: nucleosome. The transcript has a single exon. The coding region runs from base 1 to 366 and encodes 121 amino acids. The record is from RefSeq and is a predicted model, not a curated record. Gene Ontology annotation, molecular function: structural constituent of chromatin; protein heterodimerization activity; DNA binding.